Molecule: messenger RNA, 4636 nt
Organism: Pristis pectinata (smalltooth sawfish)
Lineage: Eukaryota; Metazoa; Chordata; Chondrichthyes; Rhinopristiformes; Pristidae
Gene: qsox2
Product: quiescin Q6 sulfhydryl oxidase 2
Exons: 12
Coding region: 51-2078 (675 amino acids)
Biological process (GO): protein folding
Cellular component (GO): Golgi membrane
Molecular function (GO): protein disulfide isomerase activity; flavin-dependent sulfhydryl oxidase activity
Source: RefSeq, a predicted model, not a curated record
UUGAGCCUGCUCGGAGCGACUGGAGAUCGUUGGCCGGCGCCGUUCAGACGAUGGCCACGUUGUGCCGGGGGAAGCGCCUGAGCUGCCGCCGCGCUCUGCUCGCCCUCACCGCCGCGGCCACCUUCCUGGUGCAGCUGCUGCGCCACGGUCACGCCGCCCGCUUGUACAGCAGCCAGGACCCGGUGGUCAUCCUGGAGGCCCAGGGAGUGAAGGCGCUGCUAGUGAACUCGUCCAGCGCCUGGGUUGUGGAGUUCUACUCCUCCUGGUGCGGCCACUGCGUCAACUUCGCCCCCAUCUGGAAAGCGUUGGCCCGCGAUGUCAAAGAUUGGGAAUUGGCAAUCAGGGUAGGUGUGAUGGACUGUGCUGACGAGAAGAAUUUUGCCACUUGUACAGAGUACGGUGUUCACUUCUAUCCAACUUUUAGGUACUUCAAAGCACUUGUUGGUCAGUUCACAACAGGAGAAGAUUACAAAGGACCAAACAGAGAGUUGCAGACUUUACGACAGAUAAUGAUUGACUUUCUGCAAAACAGUACAAAUACUAACAAGCCCCCUGCUUGUCCUGUUCUGGAACCAGCCAGCUCUUUUUCUAUCCUAUCAGACUUGGGUAAACACCAGAGGCAUUAUACUGCUGUUAUCUUUGAAACAGAGUUGUCCUAUAUAGGUCGGGAGGUGAUACUUGAUUUAAUGCAGUAUGAAAAUAUUGUGGUAAAACGAGCAAUGAAUAUAGACAAAAAGUUGAUGGAGAAACUAGAUAUUCAUUCACUGCCAUCUUGCUACCUAUUCCAUCCCAAUGGCUCCCAUGGAUUGAUUUACAUGCAAAAGCCUCUACGAUCAUUCUUUACUUCCUAUUUAAAGUCUUUGUCAGGUGUAACCAAGAGACUGCCUUUCCAAAACAUAGUGCCUGUGAGGCAGAGAGAAGAGGCAACAGUUGCAUUAAAGCCCUGGAAGGAUAUAGAUCAGAGUAAAGUGUAUUUGGCUGAUCUGGAGUCUGCUUUGCACUAUCUGCUUCGAGUAGAACUUGCUAGCCACAAGAUAUUGGAGGGGCCUGAACUAACAACACUGAAGGACUUAAUUACAGUUCUAUCAAAGCUGUUUCCUGGACCGCAGCCAGUAGUGAAGUUACUGGAAACAUUACAAGAGUGGUUGGUGAGCCUUCCAUUGGACAAAAUUCCUUAUGAUGCAAUUUUAGAUCUGGUGAAUAACAAAAUGAGGAUAUCUGGAAUGUUUCUUAGAAAUACUGUUGAGUGGGUUGGCUGCCAGGGCAGUCAACCACAGUACAGAGGUUAUCCAUGUUCUCUCUGGACACUCUUCCAUAUCUUGACGGUACAUGCUGAGACGCAUCCUGAAAUGCAGAUCAUUGCUGGUUUUGACAAUGGACCUCAAGUAGUUCUACAAGUUAUCAGAAGGUACAUUCAUCAUUUCUUCGGCUGCAGGAACUGUGCGCAACACUUCGAAGAAAUGGCUAAAGAAUCUAUGGAUGAAGUGGAAACACUAGAUGGUGCCAUUCUCUGGUUAUGGAAAAAGCAUAAUGAAGUGAAUAAUAGACUCUCAGGUGCUCCAAGUGAGGAUCCAAGGUUCCCUAAAGUGGCAUGGCCAACUCCUGACCGCUGUCCCGCUUGUCAUGAUGAAAUCAAAGGCCUCCAUAUCUGGAAGGAAGAGGAGGUUCUGAAAUUUUUGAAGUCUCAUUACAGUGUGGAUAAUAUUUCAUAUAAACAUAGUGGACAUGAACCUCAAACCCACUUGGCAGUCAAUGAAGCUCAAAAAAAUAAUGGAAAGAAGGGUAAAGAACGAGGGCCACCCCAAUUGAUAAAUGGCCAAAAGGAGCAAAAAGUCAACAUCCCGAACAUAGACCAAAACUCAAGAUACAGUGCCUUGGUGAAGCGAGAACAGAACAUAGCCAGCCACAAAAAAGAAAUUAAGCAGGUUUCAUUUUUUGGAAUAGGCUUUUCCAAUGCAGACAUGAGUCUCUGUGUCAUGCUGUAUGCAGCUUCCUGUUUUUUCCUAAUGAUCAUGUACUUCUACUUCCAAAUGAGGUCAAAACGGUGGAAAAGCAGAUAUAACCGUCCUUGUGUUUAAGACUAUUUUAAAAUAAGUUCCAGAAAGAAAAUGACUCAUCUGUUUUGCAUAGGUAGUCUUUCUGGAGAGGAGAUUCACAGGCCUCUUCUUGCCCCAGGUCACACCUUCACUUUUAAGUAUUUCAGUCUGGACAAUGAUGCAAUGUUUAAGUUUAGGUCUAACGUGACUUAUGUGACUAUUUUCCAGAAAUUCCACCUCCUUUAGACAAUAUGAAAAAAAUAUUUAAGUUGUUUGUGUGCCUUUUUAGAGGAAUUUGCAUGGUGCCCCACACAUCAUUCCUUUCCUCCCCAUUUCUGAUUGCUGAAUUUGGUGUGAUUUCCGUGGAAUUGGAAACCCACUGAUAUCUCAUCCGUGCACCCUUUUACACAAUGCCUUGACAAAUGUCAAAUUCAAUAGGAUGAGGGGUGGAUGUGUUGCAUUAUAUCAAUCUGUGUCUGAUUUAUUGUUAAUAUUCUGUUCCACCUCUCUCUCCUUUGUCGCCCUUUUUCUCCUUUUGAGGUCAACAAAAUUGGAAGAGCUGGGCAGUGAACUUGGACUUUUAUUGAUAUGUUUUGUUUUAUUUUGGAGCAAGAGGUUGUGAUCUUGCUCUAAUCCCUCUGGUGCUCUAAUUCUCCGUAUAUGGUGUUUGGUACCAGACUGACUGUCCCCAAUGUACGUCACUGGACUAAAUUCCAAACAUCAGUCUCAAGUGGGAGACCUCCUAACCUCCACUACACUAAUUAAUUUAAAUAUCUUCUGAUCCGACACUUCCAGUUCUAAUUUCAAGUGAUAUUUAACUUUACCAAGCUAAAGUCCUUUCAUUUAUUCAAUAAUUGUGGCUGUUUUGGCAUGGGCAUCAGGGAGUUUGCAGACAAUGUGCUAACUUAAUAUUAUUUGAGUUGUGGAGCUUGCUCUUCACCAUUUCAUUUUCAUCUAGUUCACACCAGAGAUUAGCCUCCUUGUUGAAUUUGUACUCUUGUGUGUACCACCUUCAGAACUGAAUACACUAAUUUGAGUUUCAUGAUCAGAUCCUAUACCAUGUGGCAUAACUGUUAGCAUUUUGACUGUAUCUCAUUUAAUAUUCAAAUAACUUUACUUCAGUGUUCAGGUAUUAAAAAUUUGAAAGAAUCGUGCAUUUCUCUCUGCUGAAUUAAUCAUACUCAUUGGAAAUUUAGGAAUAGUUUUGGUAUGUUUUAAUCACACACCAAGUGCAGUGCUUUCUUUGUGACGAUACCAACCAGGAAUGUUCUCCAAAUUCGUUUUUGUUCAGACUCCUUGUACACCGAGUCAGUGAAAAAUGUUAUAUUUUUGGAAGAUGUAUUUUUUCAUUGAUAAAAUAAUGAUGUUUAACAGAAUUUGCCUGAAUGAAAGUCAAUAAAUAUUUUAACAAAUUGUUGUAGCGGUACCACUUUAAAGUAGAGCAUGCACUAGUCAGAGCCUAGUGCUUACGUUUUUGUGGGAAAAGAUUUGAUGCCUUUUGCUAGUGGCAGUGUCACUUCACUUUAAUGUAAAGGUGCUAAACGGGUAGCUGUUUGUUAUCUAUUGUCUGCAAGGAAUCAAGGUUCCACUGACAGACAAGAUUUGCUUAAUUAUUUAUAAGCAUGCAGAAAUAUUGCUGACCUCGUUUCACUGACCAAGGAUCAUUUAUUCUGGCAAAGUGUCCUUUUGUUUUAAGUUCAAUUUGAAAACAAUCUUUGUUUAAUAGAAAGAUAUUUUCCGGUGAUACUAAAGAGAUUGAUUGCUGCCAGUUCUGAGCCCUUUUAAUUUUUUUUAACAGAUGGAAUAGCCUGAUCUUGUGAGGUUAUAAAGAUGUGUCAAAUAUUAUCCCAGUGCAAUAGUUAAAUUGUGAAUUUGGAGUCAAGUACAUUCCCAUGAUGUUCUUCCAGCAUAUUUGUAGGGGAGAAGCUCAUAAUUCAUCUUGUGCCACAAACAAGCCUGAUGUUUUAGAUAUUUAACCUAAGGGAUCUUGCUCAUAACUUUUUGGUUACUUUUCUAGACUUUGCAAUUAACUAUCUUAAGCAUGUGUUGAGACCAAAUUCCUUUGUCUAUGAACAGAAAAUGAAAAUGUUUUCAUUGAAUUGUAAUGGUGUCUGCUUGUCCAGCUUUGAUGAAGAGUCCAAUUGUCUUGUAUUUGCUUUCACAGCAUUCCCUUCCUCAGCCACAUAAACAGCAUCUUUUUUUCAAAAUGUAGCUAUGCUUUAAAGGUCUAACUGAUGUUCAGUAGGAUUACCUGCAGUAUUAAUUGAUGAAUUAUCAUUCCAUACCCAGCCUGAAACCUCAAGGUCCUGUUGCACAACAGGGAAAAAUUCCAUUCAGUAUUUGAUUCUGGUUUUAAAUAAAUUGAAUACCAUUUAUUCAUUCAGAAAGCUGCCAUCACUUUGCAAAUGUUUCUUAAAGAUAAUUGAUGUCUGGUUUAAUUUAUUUAUUUUAUUCAUGGCUGCCAUGAUUUUUCAGUUUGCUGAAUUGUUCUUGAUAUAAAAAUGUCAGUCAAUGCUAUAUAUUUUCAUUAGAAGGAAAUGUACACAAUAUUUUGUACUUUAAAAAAAACCUCAAGGAAGACUUAUCCUCUUUGAAAUAAA